Messenger RNA from Phytophthora nicotianae INRA-310, 2339 nucleotides. RefSeq lists its product as hypothetical. The transcript has a single exon. The record is from RefSeq and is a predicted model, not a curated record. Gene Ontology annotation, cellular component: spliceosomal complex. Gene Ontology annotation, molecular function: pre-mRNA 3'-splice site binding. The coding region runs from base 44 to 1831 and encodes 595 amino acids. NCBI's taxonomy places the organism in Eukaryota, Oomycota, Peronosporomycetes, Peronosporales, Peronosporaceae. Gene Ontology annotation, biological process: mRNA splicing, via spliceosome.
GAAUGAAUUCCCAUACACACACUUUAUCAAGACCCCGACAAGUAUGGCAUCGGCUGGGGGUGAGCGCUUGUCGAGCAGCGACUUCAAGAAGAAGCGCGAGAUUGAGGAGGCGCGCAAGAACGGCACACUGCCCCCUGAGCAGGAUGCGGACGGCAACCUUAUUAACCCGCACAACCCCGAGUACAUUAGCAAACGACCGUGGUAUCUGGGCGACUCGGGGCCGUCGCUUAAGCAUCAAACGCUGCAGCAUCAGGCGCAUCUACUGUCCAUCCACGAGGCCGAUGAACUUUACCUUAAGGGCAGGAAACAGCAGGCUGCGGCAUCGAGUGCUGGACGACAACGUAAGUGGCGCAAAGGUGCAUGUAAGAACUGCGGCGCCAUGAGCCACAAGACCAACGAGUGCGUCGAGCGGCCACGCAAAGUUGGCGCCUGGAAGACCAAUAAGGAUCUCAAAAGCGACGAUAUGGUCGUGGACGUACGCUCCGAGAAGUUCGGCAAGCUCGCGUUCGACGCCAAGCGCGAUCAGUGGCUGGGCUACGACCCUAAGGACCACUCCAAGACCGUCGAACGGUACGAGAAGGUGGACGCCGCUCGCAAGAAAUUGCGUGCCGAAGAGAUCAAUAAAAAACUGAAGGAAUCCGCAGAUAAGAAGAAGGAGAAGAAAACACGGACGAAGGCUAAAGACAAAGAAGGAGGCAAGUCCAACUCAGACUCGGACUCGGACUAUGAGUCCGACAUGGAGUCAGAGGACGAAGAAUUCCGUGAUCAUGAUGAAGGACCCAUGUUUACCGAGCGUGUAGCGCGUCAGGGGGGAGUUGGAGGUGCUCAGAUGAAGACGACGGUGCGCAAUCUGCGUAUCCGAGAGGACACAGCUAAGUACUUGCGCAACUUGAACCCGAAUUCUGCCUACUACGACCCGAAGACGCGCUCUAUGCGCGACAAUCCCAAUCCAGAGCUGAAUCCUGAAGACACGACGUUCGUUGGCGACAACAUGACCCGCUUCACGGGCGACGCACAGAAGUUAGCGUCUGCACAGCUGUUCGCAUGGGAAGCUUACUCCAAGGGCACAGACAUCCACCCCAUAGCGAAUCCCUCCCAGGCUGAGUUUUUGAAGAAACAGUAUGAAGAGAGGAAGGCUGCGUUGGAGAAGGAGAAGAGCCGUAAGAUUCUCGAUAAAUACGGCGGUCAGGAAUACCUGGAAGCGCCACCCAAGGAGCUUCUGUUGGCUCAGAGCGAGCACUACGUCGAGUACUCACGUGACGGCCGUGUGGUUAAAGGCCGUGAACGAGCUCCUGUACGCUCCAAGUACGUCGAGGACGCGUUCGAGAACAACCACACUAGCAUUUGGGGCUCUUGGUUUGAUCGGACUGAGAUGGCAUGGGGAUAUGCCUGCUGUCACUCGAAGGUGCGUAAGUCUUAUUGCACAGGUGAAGACGGGAAGAAGGCGAUUGAGGAAUCCAAGACAACAAAAACAGAGCGAGCGAUGUUGAAAAUCCCAGAGAAGAGCGAGACUGAUGGAUCAGUUGCUACUCAGGCUGGUGGUGUCAUCAGUAAGCGCAGCGAAAUGUAUGGCGAGAAUAUCGCUCCUGAGCUGGAUGAAAUGAAACUCAAGAAGGCCAUUAAGAAGGCAGCCAAAGAGAAGAAGAAGCAAGCGGAACAGGACGACAAGAAGCGCAAGUAUAAUUCUAUGGGCAACUACGAGGUCAACGCGGAGGAGAUGGAGGCGUAUAAGUUACUUAAGACCCGCGGUGAAGACCCGAUGGCCAACGUUCUUGGCAACGAUGUACUGCUUGACGAAGAGCAAGACAACGGGAAACGUGCAAGGCGCUAAUACUAGCAUUAAAACACGCAACUCGGCGUGAUGGUUAAGUUGCGCGGGGUACGAUAUCCCAUCAAUAGUAGCAAGCCUUUUGGAACAGAGGGCAUCGUCUAAGGGAAGAGUUGGUCCAGGAUCUGGAUGGUCUCCUCCGGGUUCUUGACCGCGUGGCCGACAGUGCGCUCGCUCGUGUAGAUCUCAAAGUCGUUGCCGCCCUGCAACACGACAGAUAGGAUUAGUCAAAGUACUUGACCAUAGGAAUUGCACUGAAUUAGCCUACCUUGUGGGUCUUGUCACCGAAGAAGUGGAUCUCAUCGUAGUCCUUCGCGUCCAGGUAACGCAGGCAGAAGGUCUUGUCCCAGCCCUGUAAUGAUGCACAAAUCGCUCCAGUGAGUCAGUGAUGGUCGUAUAAUAGACGAACGCAGCCAGUCUUACCUGCGGGAACACAUCGAACGAGAUCUACGAUCGAUAAUGACAAGAAAUUACCAGAUACAUCAUUAGAUUCGACAAUCACAAGCACAAC